Messenger RNA from Hermetia illucens (black soldier fly), 2526 nucleotides. RefSeq names its product protein hairy (gene hry). The coding region runs from base 715 to 1710 and encodes 331 amino acids. Gene Ontology annotation, cellular component: nucleus. Gene Ontology annotation, molecular function: RNA polymerase II cis-regulatory region sequence-specific DNA binding; DNA-binding transcription factor activity, RNA polymerase II-specific; protein dimerization activity. Gene Ontology annotation, biological process: regulation of transcription by RNA polymerase II; regulation of neurogenesis; anterior/posterior pattern specification. The transcript has 3 exons. NCBI's taxonomy places the organism in Eukaryota, Metazoa, Arthropoda, Insecta, Diptera, Stratiomyidae. The record is from RefSeq and is a predicted model, not a curated record.
GUCCCUCCGCGCAGCCUACCUGGCUGCAGGCGACGGCCGGCGGAUUACCCUAUUACCAAUUACCUACCUGCACGACCGCCGAUCGUGUUGAUCGAUCGACCCGCGCCGCAUGCAGGCAUCCUACCUCCGUUCUGCACACACGUACGGCACAUACUCACGUCAUGUGUGAAUCCGUUCUCGUGCUGCGUGUGGCUGGGAACGGCCGCCUGCAGCCGCCGAGCCACAUCCACCUGAGUCAGACUCGGGCCAGUGCUGAGCCAGCGCAGGUAGACGAGCACCGCACGGCGCUGAUAACAGGCGAGAAGUGAAAAGCGACAGUGCGACUUCCGAUCACGUCAGUAGUGCGCCCGCCGCCCAGCCAGAAAAAGAACGACCUCGACAGUCACCCAACACCCAGUCACCCUAGAGCUCGCCGCCCGCCGCGCGACAGCCAUCAUUAGUUCGCCGCCUGAGCCCGUGAUCAGAACAACUCGCAACGUCGAGCGGAAAAGACAGUGUCGCACGAGAGCAUCUCCAGGAAAAGUGAGGGAGUUUCCGUGUCUUCCGCAGGACAGUGUGUGACCGUAGAGUACUCGCGUGACUCGUCCAGUGCAUCCGCUGCAGGAACGCUGGCAGAAAGUGAAAGUGAAUCGACUCAGUGUGAUUAACGGACCUCCAACCCUUAGCGUGAUAAUUUCGGAAAAUUGAACUUAAUUGACUUUUGUGUGAUUUAGUAUGAAAAUGGUAACGGGAAUUGGUGCAGUGCAAACCGCGCACGCCGCCAGCAUGAUGGCCAGUGCCGCAGGAUCCCAGAUUCCCCUCAAGGAGCCGGUUAAGAGCGACCGACGGAGCAAUAAGCCUAUCAUGGAGAAAAGACGUCGCGCCCGCAUCAACAAUUGCCUAAAUGAGCUGAAAACUCUCAUCCUAGACGCCACCAAGAAAGACCCGGCGCGACAUUCAAAACUGGAAAAGGCCGACAUCCUUGAGAAAACAGUCAAAUACCUGCAAGAUCUCCAACGACAACAAGCAGUCAUGUCCCAGGCCACGGACCCCAAAGUUGUGAACAAAUUCAAAGCAGGCUUCACGGAAUGCGCGAACGAAGUAAGCCGCUUUCCAGGAAUCGACCCGGUUGUGAAACGUCGCCUCCUCCAACAUCUAAGCAACUGCAUCAACGGCGUUAAAACGGCAGAUCUACACCACAGUGCUCCUAGUCCUCAAACCGUGGUCCCAUCUGUCCAGGUUCACAUGCUUCCAUCGCCACCCAGUUCCCCGGAACAGGACCAACAAAUGCAUAGCGUACCAAAUCAAGCUGCCGCCCUCCAUCCCAACGGAUACUUCCUAUCGAAUGGGUUGCAAGUCAUUCCGACCAAGUUGCAGAACGGAAGCUACGCUUUGGUUGUGCCGCAUUCAGUACCUCAAUCUGCCCAAAUACCGACGCUCGUCCCAAUCCCAAGCAGGACUUCGUCAACAAGCUCAGCAGCUUCCGCCCCUUGCUCGAUCUACGAACGCAUGACCAGUGGAUCACCUGCCGCAGCCUACACCCCGCCCAGCCCUGCAACCUCGUACGAAAUGAUGGAUUGCAAACCUUCAGUGAUACAACACGGUUCCUCGUCAAGCAGCCCGCACCUCCACUAUGCACAUGUCCCGCAGUCGUACAGCCCAAGUCCCGCCCCCCUCUCACUCGUCAUCAAGAAGGAGCGGGACGAGGACCAGCCCUGGAGGCCGUGGUAAACUCAGACCCCAAGAGCGAAUGUAUUAUAUAAUCUUAAGUCGGUACUUAUGAGAACGAGCACGCUGCGAUAUCCAAAUGUAGGAAACUAGGACGCAUUCGGCAAGAAUGCAUGCUGCACAGAACUGACUGCAGACCAAAUUCAAGGCGGAGAGCCGACUUCACAUCCUGCCAGGCCCCAACCAGGCUGAACCUCUGCUUGAAGCGAAUGCAGCGAAAGCUACGAAUAAGAUACAAACAAAACUCAAAAACAAGGAAGCUGUGAGAAAAACGUGACGCUUGGAAUUAGUGAGAUACAAAUCUUUUACCAGUCUACCGUUAACUAAGUAUAGAUCGCUGUAAAUAUCUUAAAUCUUAAUGAAAAUGUCGAGCCAGUAGAUUAACUAGAGAUUAAGCCUAGGUACCUCAGAGACGAUGUAGUCCUUAGAAUUUUGUACAUACGCACAUGCGAGCGAGAAUUAAUUUAUAGAGAAGGAGACAAUUGAUUGCACUUGACAAGUGACAAUGCAACAAUGGCAACGUUUUCACUAAGUCUUCCACUAGCGCGUUGAGAAUGCACAGUAGUUUGCAUUGUAAGUGUAAUUUUUACAAUAAAAAGUCGCACCAUAUUGGACAUCCUGUCAAAGUAUAAUUUUCAUAAAAUUAGAUUGGAAUGGAUUCAACUUGAUUUCGUAAUGUUAUUUUUAUAUCCGACAUUUUGGCCGUGAAAUGUAACACUUCUGUUAUGACUGAUAUGUGAAACGUGAGAAACUUUAGAUCGUACGAUUUACAAACAGAAAAUAUUUAAUAAAAUUAUGCAAGAACCAUAUAUACCCAUA